Molecule: messenger RNA, 13233 nt
Organism: Dipodomys ordii (Ord's kangaroo rat)
Lineage: Eukaryota; Metazoa; Chordata; Mammalia; Rodentia; Heteromyidae
Gene: Dnah2
Product: dynein, axonemal, heavy chain 2
Exons: 84
Coding region: 1-13131 (4376 amino acids)
Biological process (GO): microtubule-based movement
Cellular component (GO): dynein complex
Molecular function (GO): dynein intermediate chain binding; ATP hydrolysis activity; dynein light intermediate chain binding
Source: RefSeq, a predicted model, not a curated record
AUGUCCAACAAACCUGACAAGAAGCGGAAACCAGGGAGCCGCCGGGGAGGUGCCCGGGGUGGCCGUGUGGGGCGAGUUGUUCAGCCCCCACAGGUUAGGCCUAUUGAGAAUGUCCUGCCAGUCGUUGAGGUAGAGGAAGAGCCUGAGACCAUCAAGGAGGAGCCUGAGCCAUUGUUGGAGGACCUCAAAUUCCAAGAAGAGUUUGAGUCUCAAGUGGAUGUGAAGUUUCUCUUUCGGUCUCAAAUAACGCUGACAGGACUGUCCAGAUUCACGUGGACAAAGGAGCAUGAUGCUGUCCUGGAACGCUUUGCGGAGGAUCCCACAGAACCCAUCCUCACCGUCUACAUUGACCCCUAUUUUGGGUUAAAGGUGGAAAUGGGCAUGCCUGUGCAGACCCAGAAUCAGCUUGUCUACUUCAUUCGCCAAGUACCAGAGCCCAUCACUCAUGAGAACUUCCGGUCAAUAGUGCAGUUUGGGAUGGUGCGGGGUCCCUACAUCCCUGCCCUGCUCCGGCUGCUCAGUGGCGUCUAUGUCCCUCAGAUCUUCGCAAAUACAACCUGGCCUGAGAGCAUUCGAAAUCAUUUUGCUUCACAUCUGCACAGGUUCUUGGCCUGCCUGACAGAUACCCGGUACAAACUGGAAGGACACACCGUUCUCUACAUCCCUGCAGAGGCCAUGAACAUGAAGCCGGAAGUGGUGGUCAAGGACAAAGAACUGGUGCAGCGGCUGGAGACCUCCAUGAUCCACUGGACCCGGCAGAUCAAGGAGGUGCUCAGUGCGCAGGAGUCUGUGGAGACAGGAGAAAGUUUGGGUCCUUUGGAAGAGAUUGAGUUCUGGCACAACCGAUGCAUGGACCUGUCUGGCAUCAGCAAGCAGCUGGUGAAGGAGGGGGUGAAGCAUAUUGAGUCCAUCCUGAACCUCGCCAAGUCGUCCUACUUGGCUCCCUUUGUAAAAAUGGCGCAGCAGAUCCAGGAUGGCUCUCGCCAAGCACAGUCAAACCUGACCUUCUUGUCGAUACUGAAGGAGCCCUAUCAGGAACUGGCUUUCAUGAAGCCCAAGGAUAUCUCCAGCAAGCUGCCGAAGCUGAUCAGCCUCAUCCGCAUCAUCUGGGUCAACUCUCCCCAUUACAACACGCGGGAGAGACUGACCUCUCUCUUUCGAAAGGUCUGUGACUGUCAAUAUCAUUUUGCCCGUUGGGAAGAUGGCAAGCAAGGACCCCUUCCUUGCUUCUUUGGUGCCCAGGGGCCACAGAUCACACGGAACUUGUUGGAAAUUGAGGAUAUCUUUCACAGAAGCCUGAGCAUGCUGCGAGCUGUUCGUGGGGACAUCCUGGAUGUCAAGAAUACAUUUUGGCAUGAAGACUACAAUAAAUUCCGGGCUUCAAUCAAAGACCUGGAGGUGAUGACCCAGAACUUGAUCACUUCGGCCUUUGAGUUUGUUCGGGAUGUGGAGCAUGGGGUGCUCCUGCUAGACACCUUCCACCGGCUUGCAAACCGUGAGGCCAUCAAGCGCACAUAUGAGAAGAAGACAGUGGAUCUCUACAUGUUGUUCAAUAGUGAACUGGCCCUUGUGAACCGUGAACUGAAUAAGAAACUUCCAUACCUGGAACCUUACAUGGCUCAGUAUUCUGGCCUGGCACACUGGGUGCUCAUCCUCCGGCGCCGCAUCGACAGGGUCAUGAAUUGCCUUUCUGGUGCCCAUUUCCUGCCCCACAUUGGGACUGGAGAGGAGAGUGUGCAUACUUACCAGCAGAUGGUUCAAGCCAUUGAUGAACUGGUUCGAAAAACCUUCCAAGAGUGGACAGCAACGCUGGAUAAGGACUCCAUUCGGCGGCUAGACACACCACUAUUACGAAUCAGCCAGGAGAAGCCGGGAAUGCUGGACGUUAACUUUGACAAGAUUAUCGCCACGCUGUCCACAGAUGAACAGGCCCUGUUCAAAGAGCGUAUCCGGUUCCUAGAUAAGAAGAUCCACCCUGGACUCAAGAAGCUGCACUGGGCCCUGAAGGGGGCCAGCGUCUACUUCAUCACGGAGUGCCGUGUACAUGCCAGCAAGGUGCAGAUGAUCGUGAAUGAUUUCAAGGCUUCAACUCUAACCAUUGGCUGGCGGGCCCAAGAGAUAUCAGAGACACUGCUGGUACAUAUUACUGGUAAACGGGUGUACAGAGAUCUGGAAUUUGAGGAAGCCCAAAGGGAACAUCGGGCAGUAGUUCAACAGAAACUGAUGGACCUGCAUGAGGAUGUGGUGAACAUCAUGACCAACUCCUACGAAGUGUUUAAGAACGAUGGACUCGAGAUUCAGCAGCAGUGGAUGCUGUACAUGAUUCGAUUGGACCGCAUGAUGGAGGAGGCCCUUCGCCUGAACAUAAAGUGGUCACUGCUAGAAUUGUCCAAGGCCAUCAACGGGGAUGGGAAGACCAUGCCAAACCCACUCUUCCGAGUCCUUGUCAUUUUGCAGAAUGAUACACAGGGCGGUGUGGCUCAGGUGGAAUUCUCACCCAGUCUGCAGACUUUGGCAAAUGUGGUCAAUGACAUUGGCAACCAGCUCUUUCACUCCAUCUCUGUCUUCCGCCAUCUCCCCGAUAUCCUCAUGAAGCGCAAGUUGCAUCGGGAACCCAUCUGUGCCACUGUGGAGAGAGAUGAAGAUAUAAAGAAGAUCCAGGCACAGAUCAGCAGCGGCAUGACUAACAAUGCAGCCCUGCUGCAGAACUACCUCAAGACCUGGGAUAUGUAUCGGGAAAUCUGGGAGAUCAACAAAGACUCCUUCAUCCGUCGCUACCAGCGCCUCAACCCUCCUGUCUCUUCCUUUGAUGCUGAUAUUGCCCGCUACACAGAGGUGGCAAACAAUGUGCAGAAGGAAGAGACGGUCCUUAACAUCCAGUUUGUGCUGCUGGACUGUUCAAACCUCAAGUUCUCUUUGGUGCAACACUGCAAUGAGUGGCAGAACAAGUUCACGACUCUGCUCAAGGAGAUGGCAGCUAAGCACCUGCUGGAGCUGCACACCUACCUGAAGGAGAAUGCAGAGAAAAUCAGCCAUCCUCCUCAGACGCUGGAGGAAUUGGGGGGCAGUUUACAACUCAUGGAAACCCUGCAGCAUGAUUUGCCCAACCUGGAAACCCAGAUACCUCCCAUCCAUGAGCAAUUUGCCAUUCUGGAAAAGUAUGAAGUAUCUGUUUCAGAAAGUGUCCUGGAGAUGCUGGAUAAUCUGAAUGGGGAAUGGCUCACCUUCCAACAAACUCUCACAGACAGUGAACAAAUGCUGAAGAAACACAAGGAGAAAUUCAAGACAGGCCUUAUUCAUUCUGCCGAUGACUUCAAGAAGAAGGCACACACCCUUCUUGAAGACUUUGACCUAAAAGGGCCCUUCACCAGCAACGUGGGUGCUGCUGCUGCCCUGGAGCAGAUUGCCCAGGUACGGGCUAUGCUGAACAGCAUGCGAGAGGAGGAGAACAAUCUCCGAUCCAACCUGGGCAUCUUCAAGAUCGAGCAGCCGGCCUCCAAGGACCUUCAGAACCUGGAGAAGGAGCUUGAUGCCCUUCAGCAAGUAUGGGAGAUCACUCGGGACUGGGAGGAGAGCUGGAACCAAUGGAAGACGGGCCGGUUCCUGACCCUGCAGACGGAGGCCAUGGAAACCAUGGCCCAUGGGCUGUUUCGUCGCCUCACAAGGCUUGCCAAAGAGUAUAAGGACCGAAACUGGGAAAUUAUUGAAACCACUCGCUCCAAAAUCGAGCAGUUCAAGAGGACCAUGCCGCUCAUCUCGGACCUGCGGAACCCUGCCCUCCGCGAUAGGCACUGGGACCAGGUCAGAGAUGAGAUCCAACGGGACUUUGACCAGGAGUCAGAAAGCUUUACUUUGGAGCAGAUUGUGGAACUUGGGAUGGAUCAGCAUGUGGAGAAAAUUGGGGAGAUCUCUGCCUCGGCAACAAAAGAAUUGGCCAUUGAAUUGGGAUUACAAAACAUUGCCAAGACUUGGGAGGUGACUCAGCUAGACAUAGUACCCUACAAGGAUAAGGGCCAUCACCGGCUCAGAGGUACAGAAGAAGUAUUCCAGGCCCUGGAAGAUAAUCAGGUAGCUCUGUCCACCAUGAAGGCGUCACGUUUUGUCAAGGCCUUUGAGAAGGAGGUGGACCACUGGGAACGUUGCCUCUCCCUCAUAUUGGAAGUUAUUGAGAUGGUUCUCACAGUGCAGCGCCAGUGGAUGUACCUAGAGAAUAUCUUCAUGGGAGAGGAUAUCCGCAAGCAGCUGCCCAAUGAAUCAGCCCUAUUUGACCAGGUCAACAGUAACUGGAAAAGCAUCCUGGACCGGAUGAGCAAGGACAACAAUGCUCUCAGGAGCACCCACUAUCCAGGCCUCCUGGACACACUGAUAGAAAUGAAUACAAUCCUGGAGGAUAUUCAGAAGUCUCUGGAUAUGUAUUUGGAGACCAAGCGCCAUAUUUUCCCCCGCUUCUACUUCUUGUCCAAUGAUGACCUGCUGGAGAUUCUGGGCCAGUCCCGGAACCCCGAAGCUGUGCAGCCACACCUCAAAAAAUGCUUUGACAACAUCAAAUUACUGAGGAUCCAGAAGGUUGGGGGUUCCAGCAGCAAAUUGGAAGCUGUGGGAAUGUUCUCAGGUGAUGGCGAAUAUAUUGAUUUCCUCCACUCAGUACUUUUAGAAGGGCCUGUGGAGAAUUGGCUGGGUGAAGUGGAAAGGACCAUGAGGAUAACGCUGCGGGAACUUCUCCGGAACUGCCGAGUGGCUCUUAAGAAGUUCCUCAACAAGAGGGACAAAUGGGUGAAGGAAUGGGCUGGUCAGGUGGUAAUCACGGCCAGUCAGAUCCAGUGGACAGCUGAUGUGACCAAGUGCCUGAUGACAGCUAAGGAGCGGGCAGACAAGAAAAUCCUCAAAGUCAUGAAGAAAAAACAGGUGUCCAUACUAAACAAAUAUUCAGAAGCCAUCAGGGGGAACUUGACCAAGAUUAUGCGGCUUAAAAUUGUGGCUCUGGUGACAAUAGAAAUUCAUGCCCGGGAUGUAUUGGAGAGGCUUUAUAAAAGUGGCCUAAUGGAUGUCAAUUCCUUUGACUGGCUCUGCCAACUUCGGUUCUACUGGGAGAAGGAUUUUGAUGACUGCAUAAUCCGUCAGACCAAUACACAAUUCCAGUAUGGUUAUGAAUAUUUGGGGAACUCUGGCAGGCUGGUCAUCACCCCACUGACAGACAGGUGUUACAUGACACUGACCACCGCACUGCACCUGCAUCGAGGGGGCUCCCCCAAAGGUCCAGCGGGCACUGGAAAGACAGAGACUGUUAAGGACCUGGGCAAGGGCCUGGGUAUAUAUGUCAUCGUGGUCAACUGCUCUGAGGGCCUGGACUAUAAAUCCAUGGGUCGAAUGUACUCAGGCCUGGCCCAGACCGGAGCCUGGGGCUGCUUUGAUGAGUUUAACCGCAUCAACAUUGAGGUAUUGUCAGUGGUGGCCCAGCAGAUCCUGUCCAUCCUGUCUGCUUUGGCUGCUGGUCUUCUCCGUUUCUAUUUUGAAGGCUUUGAAAUAAAUCUGGUGUGGUCCUGUGGCAUCUUCAUUACCAUGAAUCCUGGCUACGCUGGUCGCACAGAGCUUCCUGAAAAUCUUAAAUCCAUGUUCCGUCCAAUUGCCAUGGUGGUGCCUGAUUCUGUCCUUAUUGCAGAAAUCAUUCUGUUUGGGGAGGGCUUUGGCAACUGCAAGAUCCUGGCUAAGAAAGUCUACACGCUCUACUCACUUGCUGUGCAGCAGCUCUCCAGACAAGACCAUUAUGACUUUGGCCUCCGUGCCCUCACCUCCCUCCUUCGCUAUGCUGGCAAGAAGCGCCGCCUGCAGCCGGAUCUGGCUGAUGAAGAGGUUCUGCUGCUCUCAAUGAGAGAUAUGAAUAUUGCCAAGCUAACGUCAGUUGAUGUGCCACUGUUCAAUGCCAUUGUGCAAGACCUUUUCCCCAAUAUUGAACUGCCCGUCAUAGACUAUGGCAAGCUACGGGAGACCAUUGAGCAGGAGAUUCUCAAUAUGGGCCUACAGAUCACACCGUUCACCCUCACCAAGGUCAUCCAGUUGUACGAAACUAAGAACUCCCGCCACUCCACCAUGAUUGUGGGCUGCACAGGCAGCAGCAAGACUACUUCCUGGAAAAUCCUGCAGGCUUCCCUGUCCUCGCUGUGUCGCGCUGGAGAGCCCAACUUCAACAUUGUUAAAGAGUACCCCUUGAACCCUAAGGCAUUGUCCUUAGGAGAACUCUAUGGAGAAUAUGAUCUGAACAGUAAUGAAUGGACAGAUGGCAUCUUGUCCAGCGUCAUGCGGGUGGCAUGUGCAGAUGAGAAACCAGAUGAGAAAUGGAUCCUUUUUGAUGGUCCUGUGGACACGCUGUGGAUUGAGAGUAUGAACUCCGUCAUGGAUGACAACAAGGUGUUGACGCUGAUUAAUGGAGAACGCAUCGCAAUGCCUGAGCAGGUGUCACUUUUAUUCGAAGUGGAGAACUUGGCAGUGGCCUCUCCAGCUACUGUCUCCCGCUGUGGCAUGGUCUACACUGACUAUGUGGACCUAGGCUGGAAGCCCUACGUUCAGUCGUGGCUAGAUAAGAGGCCAAAGGCUGAGGUAGAACCCCUGCAACGCAUGUUUGAUAAGUUCAUCAACAAGCUUCUGGCCUUUAAGAAGGAAAACUGCAUCGAGCUGGUGCCCAUCCCUGAGUACAGUGGCAUCAUCUCCCUCUGUAAGCUGUACUCGGUCCUGGCCACACCUGAGAAUGGGGUGAACCCCGCGGAUAGCGAUAACUAUAGCGCUAUGGUAGAGUUGACAUUUGUGUUCAGCAUGAUCUGGUCUGUGUGUGGCUCUGUGGAUGAGGAUGGACGCAAGAAGAUUGAUAGUUACCUCCGAGAAAUCGAGGGUUCCUUUCCCAAUAAGGACACAGUGUAUGAAUAUUAUGUGAACCCCAAGAUACGGACUUGGACAUCAUUUGAAGAGAAGCUUCCUAAGAGCUGGCGUUACCCUCCAAAUGCUCCCUUCUAUAAGAUUAUGGUGCCCACCAUCGACACUGUUCGCUAUAACUACCUGGUGAGCACUUUGGUGGCUAACCAGAAUCCUGUCCUGUUGGUGGGUCCCGUGGGGACCGGAAAGACCUCCAUAGCCCAGAGUGUUCUGCAGUCCUUGCCCACCAGCCAGUGGUCGGUGCUUAUUGUCAACAUGUCUGCACAGACCACAUCCAACAAUGUGCAGAGUAUCAUUGAGAGCAGAGUGGAGAAGAGAACCAAAGGUGUGUAUGUGCCAUUUGGGGGCAAAAGCAUGAUCACCUUUAUGGAUGACCUCAACAUGCCAGCUAAGGAUACAUUUGGGUCCCAACCGCCCCUGGAGCUGAUCCGCCUUUGGAUUGACUAUGGCUUUUGGUACGAUCGUUUGAAGCAGACCAUCAAGUACAUCCGAGACAUGUUCCUGAUGGCUGCCAUGGGCCCUCUUGGAGGUGGACGGACUGCCAUCUCCCCAAGGCUACAGAGUCGCUUCAACAUUGUCAACAUGACCUUUCCCACAGAGUCCCAGAUCAUCCGAAUAUUUGGCACUAUGAUCAACCAGAAGCUUCAGGACUUCGAGGAAGAAGUGAAGCCUAUUGGGAACAUAGUGACGGAGGCCACCCUGGACGUGUACAAUACAGUGGUGCAGCGCUUCCUGCCCACACCUGCCAAGAUCCAUUACCUCUUCAACCUUCGAGACAUCUCCAAGGUGUUCCAGGGGAUGCUUAGAGCCAACAAGAACUUCCAUGACACCAAAUCCAGCAUCACACGACUCUGGAUUCAUGAGUGCUUCAGAGUCUUCUCUGACCGACUGGUUGAUUCGGCGGACAUGGAAGCCUUUAUGGGCAUCAUAAGUGAUAAACUUGGCACCUUCUUUGACCUCACAUUUCAUAAUCUCUGUCCCAACAAACGUCCUCCUAUUUUUGGGGACUUUCUGAAGGAGCCCAAGGUGUAUGAAGACCUGACAGAUCUGACAUUACUGAAGACAGUCAUGGAGACAGCCUUAAAUGAGUACAACAUCUCCCCUUCUGUGGUGCCAAUGCAGCUGGUGCUCUUCCGGGAGGCCAUUGAACACAUCACACGGAUUGUGCGGGUGAUUGGACAGCCUCGGGGCAACAUGCUCUUGGUGGGCAUCGGGGGCAGUGGACGCCAGAGCCUGGCCCGUUUGGCAUCAUCCAUUUGUGACUAUGAAACCUUUCAGAUUGAAGUCACCAAACACUAUCGGAAGCAGGAGUUCCGAGACGAUAUUAAACGUCUCUAUCGCCAGGCUGGGGUAGACCUCCGGACCACAUCUUUCCUUUUUGUGGACACCCAAAUUGCUGAUGAAUCCUUCUUAGAGGAUAUUAACAACAUCCUCAGCUCUGGCGAGGUCCCCAAUCUCUACAAAAGCGAGGAAUUUGAGGAGAUCCAGACACAGAUUAUAGAUCAGGCCCGGCAAGAACAGGUGCCUGAGUCCUCUGACAGCAUCUUCGCCUACCUGAUUGAGCGCGUGCGCAACAACCUGCACAUCGUGCUCUGCCUCAGUCCAGUGGGGGACCCCUUCAGGAACUGGAUCCGCCAGUACCCAGCCUUGGUGAACUGCACAACCAUCAACUGGUUCUCAGAGUGGCCCAGAGAAGCCUUGCUAGAGGUGGCUGAGAAGUACCUCGUGGGUGUGGACCUGGGGACGCAAGAGAAUAUCCACAGGAAGGUGGCCCAGAUCUUCGUCACCAUGCACUGGUCAGUGGCCCAGUAUUCUCAGAAGAUGCUGCUAGAACUUCGAAGACAUAACUACGUCACACCCACAAACUACCUAGAGCUGGUGUCUGGAUAUAAGAAGCUGCUAGCAGAAAAACGGCAGGAGCUGCUGGACCAAGCCAAUAAGCUGCGGACGGGGUUGUUUAAGAUUGAUGAGACCAGGGAGAAAGUGGAAGUGAUGUCACUGGAGCUGGAGGAGGCCAAGAAGAAGGUGGCCGAGUUCCAGAAGCAGUGCGAGGAGUACCUGGUCAUCAUAGUUCAGCAGAAGCGGGAAGCGGAUGAGCAGCAGAAGGCAGUAACAGCUCACAGUGAAAAGAUCGCCAUUGAGGAAGUCAAGUGUCAACAAUUGGCAGACAAUGCCCAGAAGGAUCUAGAAGAAGCCUUGCCUGCCCUGGAAGAGGCCAUGCGGGCCUUGGAGUCUCUGAACAAGAAAGAUAUAGGUGAGAUCAAGUCCUAUGGUCGGCCCCCAGCUCAAGUGGAGAUAGUGAUGCAAGCAGUCAUGAUUCUUCGGGGCAAUGAACCCACAUGGGCAGAGGCCAAGCGACAGCUAGGGGAACAGAAUUUCAUCAAGUCUCUGAUCUACUUUGAUAAAGACAACAUCUCAGAUAAGGUCCUGAAGAAGAUCGGAGCCUACUGUGCCCAGCCUGACUUCCAGCCUGACAUCAUUGGCCGAGUCUCCCUGGCUGCCAAGUCCCUGUGCAUGUGGGUGCGGGCCAUGGAGCUGUAUGGACGGCUGUAUAGAGUCGUGGAGCCCAAAAGGAUCCGAAUGAAUGCUGCCCUGGCCCAGCUUCAGGAAAAGCAAGCGGCCCUCGCCGAGGCCCAGGAGAAGCUGCGGGAGGUAGCAGAAAAACUGGAAAUGCUAAAGAAACAGUAUGAUGAGAAGCUGGCCCAGAAAGAGGAGCUUCGUAAGAAGUCUGAAGAGAUGGAGCUGAAACUGGAGCGAGCUGGUAUGCUGGUGUCUGGGCUGGCUGGUGAGAAGGCCCGAUGGGAGGAGACCGUGCAGGGCCUGGAGGAGGAUCUGGGCUACCUGGUAGGUGACUGUCUCCUGGCAGCAGCCUUCCUGUCCUACAUGGGACCCUUCCUUACCAACUACCGAGAUGAGAUUGUCAACCAAAUCUGGAUCAGAAAGAUCUGGGAGCUUCAAGUUCCUUGCUCACCCCGCUUUGCUAUUGAUAACUUUCUGACCAAUCCUACCAAAGUUCGAGACUGGAACAUCCAGGGCUUGCCCUCAGAUGCUUUCUCCACUGAAAAUGGCGUCAUUGUGACCCGGGGCAACAGGUGGGCUCUCAUGAUUGAUCCUCAGGCCCAGGCCCUCAAAUGGAUUAAGAACAUGGAAGGAGGCCAGGGCCUGCUGAUCAUUGACUUGCAGAUGAUAGAUUACCUUCGAGUCCUAGAAAAGGCCAUCCAGUUCGGGUAUCCAGUGCUUCUCCAGAAUGUGCAAGAAUAUCUGGACCCCACACUAAACCCCGUGCUCAACAAAUCUGUGUCUCGAAUAGGUGGUCGGCUGCUCAUGCGCAUUGGGGACAAGGAAGUGGAAUACAACCCCAAUUUCCGUUUCUAUAUCACCACCAAGCUCUCCAAUCCACACUACAGCCCAGAGACCUCAGCCAAGACCACCAUUGUCAACUUUGCUGUUAAAGAGCAGGGCCUAGAGGCCCAACUGCUGGGCAUUGUGGUUCGAAAGGAAAGACCUGAGCUGGAGGAGCAGAAGGAUUCACUGGUUAUCAAUAUUGCUGCUGGGAAAAGGAAGCUCAAGGAACUCGAGGAUGAGAUUCUCCGCUUGCUGAAUGAGGCCACAGGCUCUCUCCUAGACGAUGUGCAGCUGGUGAACACGCUGCAGACAUCCAAGAUCACUGCCAGUGAGGUGACAGAGCAACUGGAGACCAGCGAGACCACAGAGAUCAACAUUGACAUGGCCCGAGAAGCUUACCGCCCAUGCGCCCAGAGGGCCUCAGUGCUGUUCUUUGUGCUCAAUGACAUGGGCCGCAUCGACCCCAUGUAUCAGUUCUCAUUGGAUGCCUACAUCAGCCUCUUCAUCCUCAGUAUAGACAAGAGCCAUCGCAGCACCAAGCUGAAGGACCGCAUUGACUAUCUGAAUGACUACCACACCUAUGCGGUAUACAGGUACACCUGCCGUACGCUCUUUGAGCGCCACAAGCUGCUAUUCAGCUUUCACAUGUGUGCCAAAAUCCUGGAGACUUCUGGCAAGCUCAACAUGGAUGAGUACAACUUCUUUCUUCGUGGGGGCGUGGUCCUGGAUCGGGAGGGCCAAAUGGAUAACCCAUGUACUAGUUGGCUCGCAGAUGCCUAUUGGGAUAAUAUCACAGAGCUGGACAAACUGACCAACUUCCAUGGACUCAUGAACUCCUUCGAGCAGUAUCCUCGGGACUGGCUCCUGUGGUAUACUAACUCUGCCCCUGAGAAAGCUAUGCUGCCAGGUGAAUGGGAAAAUGCCUGCAAUGAAAUGCAGCGCAUGCUGAUCGUCCGCUCCCUGCGCCAGGACCGGGUGGCAUUCUGUGUCACUUCUUUCAUUGUCUCCAACCUUGGCUCCCGCUUCAUUGAGCCUCCUGUGUUGAACAUGAAAUUGGUGAUGGAGGAUUCCACCCCACGGUCUCCCCUUGUGUUCAUCUUGUCUCCGGGUGUGGACCCCACCAGUGCCCUGCUCCAGCUGGCAGAGAACACAGGCAUGGCCCAGCGCUUCCACGCCCUCUCCCUGGGCCAGGGCCAGGCUCCCAUUGCUGCUCGGCUUCUCCGAGAUGGUGUGCAACAUGGACAUUGGGUGUUCCUGGCAAACUGCCACCUGUCACUGUCUUGGAUGCCUAAUCUGGACAAGCUGGUAGAACAGCUGCAAGUAGAGGACCCUCACCCUUCAUUCCGUCUCUGGCUCAGCUCUAGCCCCCAUCCGGAUUUCCCUAUCUCCAUCCUGCAAGUGAGCAUCAAGAUGACCACAGAACCACCAAAGGGCCUAAAGGCCAACAUGACACGUCUUUACCAACUGAUGACAGAACCACAGUUCACCCGCUGCAUCAGACCUGCCAAAUAUAAGAAGCUGCUGUUUGCACUCUGCUUUUUCCACUCUGUGUUACUCGAACGCAAAAAGUUUCUGCAGCUUGGCUGGAACAUUGUCUACGACUUCAAUGAUUCUGACUUUGAGGUAUCAGAAAGCCUGCUGAGACUCUACCUGGAUGAUUAUGAGGAUACGCCCUGGGACGCACUCAAGUACCUCAUUGCUGGCGUCAACUAUGGUGGCCAUGUAACAGAUGACUGGGACCGGCGUCUGCUCACCACCUACAUCAAUGACUAUUUCUGUGACCAGGCUCUGUCAACAACUUUCUACCGGUUGUCUGUUUUGGAGACUUAUUUCAUUCCCAAAGAUGGAAGCCUGGCCUCUUACAAGGAAUACAUCAGUCUAUUGCCUGGCAUGGAUCCCCCUGAAGCCUUUGGCCAGCACCCCAAUGCUGACGUGGCCUCCCAGAUUACUGAGGCAAGAACCCUCUUCGAGACUCUGCUUUCCCUGCAACCCCAGAUCACACCCACCAGGGCUGGCAGCCAGAGCAGGGAAGAGAAGGUCCUGGAGUUAGCUGCUGAUGUAAAGCAGAAGAUUCCGGAGAUGAUUGACUAUGAAGGGACCCAAAAGGUGCUCGCUCUGGACCCAUCGCCCCUCAAUGUGGUCCUCCUGCAGGAGAUCCAGAGAUAUAACAAGCUGAUGGAUACCAUCCUGACCUCACUGACAGAUCUGGAGAAAGGCAUCCAGGGUCUCAUUGUCAUGUCGACAAGCCUUGAAGAGAUUUUCAAUUGCAUCUUUGAUGCUCAUGUUCCUCCACUCUGGGGAAAGGCAUAUCCCUCACAAAAGCCAUUGGCUUCAUGGACUCGGGACUUGGCUCUGCGCGUGGAGCAGUUUGAACUAUGGGCUAGUCGUGCACGGCCUCCUGUGCUUUUCUGGCUGUCUGGCUUUACCUUUCCCACUGGUUUCCUCACUGCUGUGCUGCAGUCGUCGGCUCGCCAAAAUAAUAUUUCAGUGGACUGCCUCUCCUGGGAGUUUAUCGUUUCCACUGUGGAUGACAGCAACUUAGUGUAUCCACCCAAGGAUGGUGUGUGGGUUCGAGGCCUAUAUUUGGAGGGUGCUGGCUGGGACUGGAAGAACUCGUGCUUGGUGGAGGCAGAGCCCAUGCAGCUGGUCUGCCUCAUGCCCACAAUCCACUUCCGACCUGCAGAGAGCCGCAAGAAGAGUGCCAAGGGCAUGUACUCUUGUCCCUGCUAUUACUAUCCCAACCGGGCAGGCACCUCAGAUCGAGCCUCCUUUGUCAUCGGCAUAGACCUUCGAUCUGGGGCUAUGACAUCUGAUCACUGGAUCAAGAGGGGCACUGCUCUACUCAUGAGCCUGGACAGCUGAGGAGGCUUCCUCUUCUCUCCUGUUUUUGAGAGUGUUGGGGAUAAUGAAAUUCCUAUUAAGGCUGGACCUUAAUCGGGCUUUGACCUUGGCUGAAUCUGAAAA